Cantharellus anzutake is the source of this 2543-nucleotide messenger RNA. RefSeq lists its product as uncharacterized. The record is from RefSeq and is a predicted model, not a curated record. The coding region runs from base 326 to 2512 and encodes 728 amino acids. The transcript is spliced from 5 exons. Lineage: Eukaryota; Fungi; Basidiomycota; Agaricomycetes; Cantharellales; Hydnaceae.
CCCACGUGCUGUUUGGCUCUGUGUACUUCAGUGUACCCUUUGUGGGCCAAAUCAACAUCCUACACAACGGUGCUAUGCUGCCUGGUUGGCUUGUACCAAUGCUACUAGUUCUAGCAUGCCACAUUUUAUGACAACUCCGCAUGUGGUGUUUCGCUUGGGGAACCCUUUGUUCAAGGAGCAACAUUUUGGCCACUGAACUGGAAUUGAAUUCAAUCAAGCCAUGCCACCCAACGGUGCUAUGCCGCCUUGUUGACUAUUUAUCGAUACCACUUCUCAGUCCUGCCCGCACCCUCUUCCCCACUCCCUAAAGUCUUGAGAAGGCAGCAUGAAAGGAACGGCUCGAUCCACAUCGAACUCGCAUGGGAGAGUGUGUCGCGCUCUGGGUACCCAUGGGCUCAAGACAGUUCCAACUACUCGGGGGCGAUCGCGGGCUCAGCCAUCCCAACCGCGGCGAAAUGCACGAGAAACUCGUUCGACGCGUGAACAUCGGACGACAGUAAAGGUCCAGAAGGACAGGAAUGGAGCAAAGGGAGAGAGUUCUGUGUCGGACGUCACACUUGUGGAGGUAUCACAAGUCCGCUCAAAGGCGGUUAAGUCGAGUAGCAGUGGGCAUGGCAAAAUGCGGUCAUCUUCAACGGUUGCAGGUAUUCCCAACUCAAAUGGUCACCGACGGACCGAGGAUCGUAGAUUAAGAUGCGAAGUAGGAAAGAUGAACGCCAGAGGCAUUCCCUACGCGAAGUUUUUAGAUGCCACGUUUCCCACCUGGAAAGACCUUCCCGCAAAUUUGGUCAACAAGCUACGAAAUGAAUUACUCGAGCUAAGGGACAAAUACUUGGAGGUUGCGAAGAAUCCGGGCAGCAAGGAGGAAGAUCUCUACACGCCCUUUGCGAAUCUCAUGCACGGAUUUUUGCGUGACAAUGCAGGGCUGAGUGAAUAUGAAUAUGUACCGUCGCAUAGGAAACGAAAGAUCGGUGGCGCGGUCGGGGGGCAGCGCGAGGGUAUCCCUGAUGGAGUCGUUAUCCGCAAGCCGAGUGAAAAGAGCGACCCAACAAAUGCCGAUGAUUUGAAUUGGAGAAAUCUCCACCUUGUCAUUGACUUGAAGACAACGAAGAACUUCGGGGCUUCACUGAACCCUCCCAAGUCGAAUUCGGGGAUGACGGAGGACCAGAUUAAGAAUGAGUUGAAGAAGGAUGGCGGCGUGAGAUUGGACGGGAGGCAGCAACUUGCUAGCUACGGGUUGGAACAACUCUCGAGCAACCCGCUCAAGCAGUUUUGUUAUGGCAUGGUUGUCAUUGGCCACUUCGUCGAAAUGUGGUACUACGAUCGCUCUGGACCCAUAGGAACUGAAGUUAUCGACCUUCGGAAGGAAGACCAUUUUGAGCAGUUUUAUCAGCACAUGGUGGCGAUAUCGGGCGCAAAUCCUUCCGGCCUUGGUUUCAAUCCUCAUUUUAAUACCAUCAAAUGGCCGAUUCCUGUCGAUUCCCAGAAGAUCACCAUCGGCGGCCGGCUCAUCUCAUUCGACGCGUCUAAGCCUAUUCAUAUCUCACGCGGGCUCACUGGGAGGUGCACGACCGUGUUCCCUGCGUGGGAGAAAACCUUCGGUACCGAGUCGGAACCCCCAUACGUUCUAAAGCUCUCUUACCAACCCUGCGACCGUAAGCCUUCGGAGGCAGACCAUUAUGCCCUCCUGUUGGCAAAGGGAGUUGAGGGCAUACCGGAAAUUCUCUGUUCGGAGAAAUUCCCCAGUCUUGCAGAGGAAGGGCCACGGGGUGCACUCAUGAAACAUCUCCCUGGUCAUGAAUUCGGUCCGAUGCGAUAUCUUGAAGCUAUUGUCAUGGCUGACAAAUUGAAGCCUAUCACGUCCAUCGAUAUCAAUAAGGACACCAAAGUGUUUUUCCAAGUUUUCCUUUCCACCAUUGAAAUACAUCGUCAGGCAUUUGCGAAAGCAAACAUACUCCACCGGGACAUUCACGUCGACAAUCUCAUGUGUAUGGAUGUAGAUGGGGGACCAACGGGAUUUUUGAUCGACUGGGAUUUUGCUAGUGGGCCGGAUUCUCAUCCCCCGGAGAAUCUAGAGCAAACUGCCUUCACACUGAAUGGGAAGUUUCUUGCCAUUGAUCUCCUCCGAACAGAAUCUCAGGCCCGCUUCUAUCGCCACGAUCUCGAAUCGUUCUUUUGGCUCCUUUGGUCAAUUGUUCUAACGCAAGCCAGUAUCGUCGAGUGGGGGGAAAUUGUGUCUAAAUGGGAGCAAGACACCGUAGACGAACGUAGGGCCCGGAAAACGUAUUUCCUCGAUCGGACAGUGCAGGAAGUAAUUGCAAGAUUGAUGGAAUGCGAAGAGAGCGGUCUCUCCCAUUCGGGCGUCAUAGAGUGUCUUGUCCAGUUGAGCUUUCUUAUUUCCGAUGGUCAGGACGCUUUGCUAUACAGGACUGAGGUGACGAACGUUGAGACUGCUGAUGAUCACAUCACAUAUGCCAAGUUUGUAGCUGCUCUGGAGCUUGCGAUACAAUGAUUACAUGAUUAUAGGCCCGGAGCCUUCAAGA